CUUUCGGCACGGCCAAGGGUGUGGCGACUCAUCUCGUGUCUCGACCGGUUCUGCGAGGCCCCACGGGCCCCUUGGACCCCGCACAUCCCCUCGCAGCAAGGAGAGCAUGGUGCCGCUGGCCUCGGCGGGCCCAACGCCCAGCUAGCUGCUCCUCCACACCUCGCCCGUAGCCGCCAUUUGACUCGCGCUCGCCGCUCUCGUGUCUCGCCAACUCAUUCUUUCUCUCCCCGAGUGCAACAAAAUCAUUUUAUCAUGUGCCGCUCGUGAUACAAAUUUUUCGCCCGUGCUCGACGCCGAAAGAGGGUCGAACUCAUUUUCGCCGCAGCCGCGAGCUCGCCCGAAUCAGCUUUUAGCGACUGCCUAGCCGUGUGUGGUGGGACUAGCAAGUAUGAAUGAGUUAGAAAGCCUUAGGCAAGAAGCAGAAACCCUCAAAAAUGCCAUCAGAGAUGCACGUAAGGCGGCGUGUGACACGAGCCUGGUGCAGGCCACCAGCAAUAUGGAGCCAAUCGGACGUAUACAGAUGCGCACCCGCAAAACUCUGCGGGGGCAUCUCGCCAAGAUCUACGCCAUGCACUGGGGAUCAGACUCAAGUCCUGUUUCCAGGAACCUGGUUUCAGCCUCCCAGGAUGGCAAGUUAAUCGUGUGGGACAGUUACACCACCAACAAAGUGCAUGCCAUUCCUCUGCGCUCCAGCUGGGUCAUGACCUGUGCCUACGCCCCAUCCGGCAGCUACGUCGCAUGUGGCGGUCUCGACAACAUCUGCUCCAUAUACAGUUUAAAAACAAGAGAAGGAAAUGUCCGUGUUAGUCGGGAGUUGCCUGGACACACUGGAUACUUGAGCUGCUGUAGAUUCCUCGACGAUAACCAGAUAGUCACAAGUUCAGGAGACAUGUCUUGCGCACUCUGGGAUAUUGAGACUGGCCAGCAGUGCACAUCCUUCAUUGGACACACAGGAGACGUCAUGUCUCUGUCGCUUUCCCCUGAUAUGCGCACAUUUGUCUCGGGUGCUUGCGAUGCUUCAGCAAAGCUUUGGGACAUUAGAGAAGGAAUGUGCAAGCAAACUUUUCCUGGCCAUGAGUCGGAUAUCAAUGCUGUUACAUUCUUUCCAAAUGGUUUUGCAUUUGCUACUGGUUCUGAUGACGCAACAUGUCGGUUGUUCGACAUUCGAGCUGAUCAGGAACUAGCCAUGUAUUCACAUGAUAAUAUUAUCUGCGGUAUCACAUCAGUCGCAUUCAGCAAGUCUGGUAGACUGCUGUUAGCGGGCUAUGAUGAUUUUAACUGCAACGUCUGGGACUCAAUGAAAACUGAGAGAGCAGGUAUCUUAGCAGGCCAUGACAACCGUGUUAGCUGCCUAGGUGUAACCGAAGAUGGUAUGGCAGUAGCUACUGGCUCUUGGGAUAGCUUCUUACGAAUCUGGAAUUAAGGAAAUCAACGUUAAUUAUAACGCGAAGUGUUAAAUUAAGAUCCCCGUUUUGAAUUUCCCCCACCGCUGCCACAUUUUUCAAGCAUAAACAACAACAAUCAUCUCUCCGCGACACCUGCGUCCCUCUUUGAGAUCUGCUGCUCCGUCAUCUUGUGUAACUAAUUAGAACAAGAGAAGAAGCGAACUGCUGUUCGGACCAAAUAUUUCCGAAAACCUGCAGCAAGGAAGAUUGCAAAGAAGCAAGUAAGCAGCAGAAUUAUUUGUGCCAGAAGGGAAAAGUUAAAGUCAAAAGUACAUUUAAAGAGAAAACACACAAAAACCUUCCUCGCUCUAAAAUCGUACAUAGUGGACAAAUGUAAGAGACAAAUUUGUAGGGGCUUAAUUUUAUUCGAGCGGCCAAAUGUUUUUUUUUUUAUUUAAUAUCAAACUAAUCAACACGAUUGUUUGUAUCGCUACUCCUAGUCAAAUUAAUUUGUCUAACGUGUCUUUCUUUUUUCCUCUCUCUCACUUAAACACUCCUUGUGUACGCGCGUGAAGUUUCAGUUCUCAAUCGGUUAAAAACUGUUGAUGUGUUCACCUAGCAAAAUUUUGGAGUAGCCUCAUUGAUUCCCACUGCCCUCAAUUAGACACGUAAAAAGGGGGAGUUGAAACAAAAACAUUAUUUCCAGAGCAGUCUUGAAAGAAAUGAAUCAUAUUGGGACCACGCCACGGGUUCUUAAAAACACACACAGACACUACCCAUUUAUAUCUAACAAAAAAGCAGAAAAAGAGCAGUGGGCGUUGAAUCAAGCAAAAAAAUCCGAUGCAACCAUCUGCUGCCCUUGAAAUCAUUUUUACACCUUGAAUCACCACACUUGGAAAAAAACUAAUAAGAAAGCAUUCAACACUGAAGCACACUGAGGUAGGAAGUAAGCUUUGAAAGAGCAGCAUUUUCUUUAAGAACGGACUCGAAAGUGUAUCAUAUUUAAAAAGAGCGAGGAGGAUAGAAUUAACAUACAGAUUCACUGAUAAAAUUAAUUGUGAAAAUACAAACAAAAACUGAUCCGUUUGUUUCUUCGUUUGCUUUGUUGUGGAUCUUGAAAGAAUGAAAGAGCGAGAAAUAAUAAAAAAAAAACUUUUUGCUACUAUAUCCGUAAAAUCUCAUCAGUGUGGUGAGUGAUUUCGCGCACGCACGAAAACCAACCAGCUCGACACUCGGCUCUCGACCGACCAACGGCCGCGGGCGAAGAAGGAAGAGAGAAGUUUCGACGUGUCGACAGUGGUGGUUUUUUAUAAUUAAUAAAUCCGAUGAUUCAAACGAAAGUAUAUACAUGGUGUUAGUAGCAGCAGCGACAGUUUCGCGCGAGUAAACGUGACUUUUACGAAGAGAAUGUGACAAGCAAGCAAGAAUACAUCAACACAACAUCAAAUUAAUUGAUAGCGAAUAAUUAUUAUGAUUACCUUUUGAAAUGUUACUUUGCAGAGAGACACACCUUUCCGUAAAAAUCAAUCUACACACUGUACGAAACAAUUUUCAUUGGCAAUGUAUCGAUAUGUAAAAGAGUAUGUAAGUGGAAACCGCAUUUGGAUUUUUGAGCAAGAAAAAAAGAAAUGCAGAUGACGAAGUAAUUAUUAAAGCAUUAAAAAUUUUAAUAAUAUUAGAUGUUAAAAAAAAGGAUGAGAACGAGCAUUAAAAAAGAACACACAAUUAUUACUUUGGAGUAAGAAAAAAGGUGACAAACCCACUAAAAACACAACACAAACACACACUUUAUAUUAGGUAAUCUGCUUUCAAUGAGUGUAAGUGAGCGAGCAAAUCCAUUGAUUAAAAAGGUAUAAAAAAAAAUGAUGAAAAACAGCAUUAGAUUGUGCAGACAAGCUGUUAACGAGUGAAAAGGUGCAACAACCACAGAACUGUGUAACAAAUGUAGUGGAAAAACUGACAUCUCUCUCUUGUGUAUGUGCAGUAUUUGUCAAGCAAGCAGUAACACUCUUAUUAAUUAAUGAUUGAUUGCCGAUUGAAAUGGAUUCACACUGCAUUUGGUUUUGCAUGUGAAAAAAAGAGUAGCGCGCACACAACUGUAUUAUUAUGUAAAAGAGGGAAGGAAAAUCUAACUUUGACUUCAAAUAGGCUUACCGGUUAGUCAGUAAAAAAAAAUGAAGUAAAAAAGAGUGCAAGAAAGUCAUCCCGCCACCCCUGACAUUUCCUGCGUACGCAAAAAUCCUUCUUUGUUACAACCGAGGGAGAAACGAGUGUGUUUUUGUUCGGUCUGCGUGAGGAGGUAUAUUUAAAACAAACUUAGCGAAUUCGGUGUGUGAGUGGAAAUUUAUUCUUUCGAUCCUGUGAAUUUAGCUGAAAAGAAAGCAUUUGUUGUGCAAGUGAUGAGGGAACAAGAAAAUAGUCACACGAAGAUGACAUACGCUUUUGUUGAACAUAAUCCAACAAUCACUCGAUUUUUUUUAUUAAUUUCAUUCGGCCAGCUUUCCGUUUGAGAAAAAAAACACAAAUUUCCGUAACUUGGCACAAAUCGCAGCACAAUUUAACUCUCUCGUUUUCUUUUUUUGCUUAGUUUUUGUACACAUCUGUCCAAAGUGCAUUUAUUAUCGAGUACGAUAUGUAUUUACAAAUUUACAACUAACUUCAUUCCACGCACAAUUAUUACGACUAUAUUGUUGAUUAUUGUAAAUUUCUCGUCUCGUUUAGUCCCCCCCUGACCUCUUCUGUAAAAUAUUGGCUUCCCCUCUUAUUUUGUUUUAUUUUAACAAAUCGCCCAAGUUUAAAGAAAAUAGUACCAGCCGUACAUGAAAGUGUGAGUGUCGAAUUUUGAAUCGUGUAUAUUUGUGUAAUCUCUGCGUUGUUAAUAAUCAUUUUUCCGGCACCACUUUGCAAGUUAAAAAAGAGUUAAUGGAAUAAUUAUCACAUUAUUAUUGAAUUGCUCUUUAUUAUUAUCAUUUAAACGCAUUAUCUGUGCCUCUGUUAAGUUCUGCAUGAAUGGCAUUCAUUGUUAAAUUAUGUCUCCUACAUAUAUAAUCAAAUACACUGUAAACCUUAGUUCUGUCGGUGUUUUAUUUUGAUUUGAUCAUUUUUCUGUUGGCUUUCCUUUGUGUGUGUGCUGCCUCGAUUGUUCAUUAAUUUUCUCAUCUCGCACACUCUUUAAACUCAACUCGAGUCGGCCUCUUUUCCGCACCCUACCGCCUUUUGUACAUACGAACUCUCACUCUCCUCCGAGGUCGGGAGCGCAAGGGGUGGAUUCGUUGCACCCCCAAAACCAACCCCCCCGCAGCGCCCCAGGCCGCCAUUUAAUCAGGUUGUGAAUAGCAUUGCUAAUAUCUAACAAACUUCCAUCUCAAGGGCUCAGGGCAGUGUUAUCCAUCGCCUCCUUAUUUGGCACCAACCCCCAGCCACCCUCUGUAGACCUUUGGCCGGUCCGAGCGAACCACUUUCAUUUUGGGUUACCUAACCUGUGUAGAGCCACCUCUUCAGCCGCCGAUUUGUAUAAUAAAUUCUAAACCUAUUCGGAGCCUGGAAACUUUUUCCUUCGGGAACGGUGAGAAAUUUUUGCUUGCUGUUUUUCGACAGGGGAUUUCUGGUAGCUUCGCACGGCUAAGAAAGGGAUGCAAACGGAUGUUCGCCGCUUUCGGGUUAAUGCCCACCCUCAUCUCACCCUCACCUAGCUCUUUUGAGAGAAUUAAACAAGAGAAACGCUUAUACAUACAAAAGUCACAAACGUUCACAAAACACGUGAAAAACGAAUGGAAUAUAAUCCAUUUCACGACCGAUUGAAAUAAAAACGUCUCACAUUUUCGACACACACACCUUGCAAUGACCAAAGAUAAAAAUGCUGAUAUUGAUUGAGGAAUCAACCGAAACACCCCUAAAUGGAUCAUGUAUGUGUAAAAAGAGUGCGUGUUUGCUGUUUGUACCAGGCAUAGUGUUAAUAAAAAAAAUAAUCUUACAAAAAGGAAAAGUAAGGAGUUGAAAAAAAAAUGAUGAACAAUAUCACGACGCGCGCUCUGACACAGGUUGAUAACCCAUGAAUUAUACUUAUUAAUUAACCCACUGCGAUUGAUUAACGAUUUAACAAAACCGAAAAAAAUAUGCGCAGGCAUUUUUCUUUAUUGGGGGCCACUUUAUAAUUAAAUAAAAGUAAAUAUAGGUACAUACAUGUAUGUUGGUGUAAAUGUGUUGGGAACGUGUACACACUGCAGUAUGUGUAUUUGUAUAUAUUUUGUAAAUUAUAUACAUUUACAUAUAAACCGUACAACUGAUCAUAUAUGAAGAAAAAAAUAUGAAAAAAAGCACACAAAAACACUUUUGCUGAAAAGCGCGAGUGGAACCAGAAGAAGUGGAAAUUUGCGCAUUUUAAAUGGGUUGCUGGAUGUCCAUUGAUUAUUUCUACACGCUGUACCCAUCACUGGAAAAAAAAUAAGACAAAUUUAACACAAAAGAUGGACAAGAUGCAUGACGAAAUAUCUCUGUAACAUUCAUUACGAUGACAUAGUAAUUAGUCCACGCAGUAUGAAUACUACUCACACACACAAACACAAAUCACUCAAACCCACCCACCAACGACUCAUAUCUCUCAAGCGAAAAGACUUUCUUCAGAAAAAUAUUUGAUUCGAGUAAAAUUUCAAAAUUUUUCCGACGUUCAUAUCAUCCAAAAAACACUCUGCAACUCUGAUUGAUUCUGCAUGUCGCUAUGUAAUUAAUAUAGCGACUGAAUUAAUUAUAAAAAAUAAUUAUAAUGCCACCUUUUCCCACCCACUCUUUGCCACCGAUCGACACACACCCAGUUAAUAUGAGAAAAGAUACACACAGCCUUUUCAUUUUUGUAAGCAUUCUCACACUAAUUUUUAAAUGUGGGGCUGAAUGAUGUGUUGUCUAAAAAUAAAACUUAAGGAAAAAUCGCUGACAGUUUUUUACUUUAUCUACCAUGCAGGUUGCAUCACAUAAUAAUUGCAUUUCUUUCUAAAAAUACCAAAAAUCUGCAUGAUAUAUUAUAAGUAAAAAAAAAAAACACAACGCAAACAUUAUUAUCACUGUGUCAGAGUGCAGAUCAACUAGUAUUUUAUAAUUUGAAAAAAAGAUUUAAAAUGUAGCUUAUGGAAGUCAUAUUUGUGAUUUGUCUUGUAAGUAACUAUCUCACUUGUCCAAUAAAGCUAAUUGUCUUUAAAGACUUA
Molecule: messenger RNA, 6583 nt
Organism: Neocloeon triangulifer
Lineage: Eukaryota; Metazoa; Arthropoda; Insecta; Ephemeroptera; Baetidae
Gene: Gbeta13F
Product: guanine nucleotide-binding protein G(I)/G(S)/G(T) subunit beta-1
Exons: 9
Coding region: 389-1423 (344 amino acids)
Biological process (GO): G protein-coupled receptor signaling pathway
Cellular component (GO): cytoplasm; heterotrimeric G-protein complex
Molecular function (GO): signaling receptor complex adaptor activity; protein binding
Source: RefSeq, a predicted model, not a curated record